This is a messenger RNA of Pseudomassariella vexata, 1524 nucleotides long. RefSeq names its product sulfatase. The record is from RefSeq and is a predicted model, not a curated record. The transcript is spliced from 2 exons. NCBI's taxonomy places the organism in Eukaryota, Fungi, Ascomycota, Sordariomycetes, Amphisphaeriales, Pseudomassariaceae. Gene Ontology annotation, molecular function: iduronate-2-sulfatase activity. Bases 1 to 1524 code for a protein of 507 amino acids.
AUGGCCUCUAAUCACACCUUGCCACCAAAGCCAAUGCCGCUUCAGAUCAAAUCUAAAAAUGGAGGCAACAAACCAAACUACAUAAUCUUCAUGCCGGAUCAACUCCGCUACGAUUCGCUAGGAUGCACCACCAGCCCUGAUGGCAGCAGCAGCAACUCGAACAUCCAAACGCCCAACAUCGACGCCUUCCGGCGCCGAUCCACGCUCUUCACUAACUGCUUCUUGCAGGCGUCAGUGUGCUCGCAGUCGCGCUGCAGCAUGUUCACAGGCACGUACCCACACGUCAGCGGUCACCGCAGCCUCCAGAACCUCAUCAAACCCUGGGAGCCCAACCUGUUCCGCAGCCUGAAAGAGGACGGGUACCAUGUCGCCUGUCUAGCGCCCAGGGGUGACACCUUUGCGCCUACCGUGACGGAACUCAGCGUCACUGAAUACGGGUUCCUCGAGACGCCCGAUUUCAUGCCCAAGUUUGCGGGCGGCAACAUGCCUCCGGCGCUCGAUUACGACGAGGCCGUCAUAAGAUCUGCGCUGAAAUGGCUGGAGUGUCCACCCGAUGACAAACCCUGGGUCUUGUUCAUGCCGCUGCUUUUUCCACACUGCCCGUUCCAGGUCGAGGAGCCAUGGUUCUCCAUGUACGAGCGCGAGAAGAUGGGGGCCGUGUUGAGCAAGCCUGAGAGCAAAACGGGGUAUGAGCCGCGGUAUAUGCAGACGAUCCGCGAGCGGUACGGGACAGGUCAAGCAAGCGACGAGAUAUGGCGCGAGAUCAAGGCCACGUACUACGGCAUGAUCUCGCGGCUCGAUGAGCAGUUUGGUCGCGUCAUCAAGAAGGUCGACGAACUAGGUUUAUGGAAGGAUACCGUCACCCUGUUCUUCACCGACCACGGUGAGUACCUGGGCGACCAUGGCCUCAUCGAGAAAUGGCCUUCCGGUCUCUCGGAGACGCUUGUCCACGAACCCAUUCUCAUCGGCGGUGCGGGCUUGCCAGAGAACCAAACCGUCAACGCAAUGACCGAGAUGGUGGACCUCAUCCCCACCAUGUUCGAGCUUUCGGGCAUCGGCGAACACUUCUCGCACAACGGCAAGUCAUGGGUUCCCCUUCUAUGCGGCGACGCAAAAGAACAUAAGAAAUAUGCCUUCUCCGAAGGCGGCUUCCUGACCUCUGAAGAACCGCUCCUGGAACAGUCGCCGUACCCGUACGACAUCAAGGCGGCGCUGCAGCACGAGGAUACUGAGCUCGUGGGGAAGGCGAUAUCUAUGAGGGACCAGAGGUGGACCUACGUGUACCGACUUUAUGAACCCGCCGAGCUGUAUGAUCGUGUGGCUGAUGUGCAUGAGAUGCAUAAUUUAGCAGCGGAGCCGGAGCAUAAGGAGCUUAUUGGGAGACUUGAGAAGGAGGUAUUGAGGUGGUUGGUGGAGGGGAGUGAUUUCUUGCCUUGGGACAAGGAUGUGAGGUUUCCGAAGGUGGAAUUGAGGAGUCCCCGGGAGCAGAUGGAGGAGAGGCUGAAAAAGGCGGCGCGGAAGUAG